GUUUAAUUUUUUUUUUUUCUUUUAAAAAAAAACUCUUUUCUUCUAUACAAUAAUGUCAAGUCAAGAUUCCAUUAGUGUCCUUUUUGUUUGUCUCGGCAAUAUUUGUCGCUCACCCAUGGCUGAAGCUGUGUUUGCUCAUACUGUGAAACAACAUGGUUUAAAUGACAAGAUUAGCAAGAUUGAUUCAGCAGGUACUGCUUCUUAUCAUGUUGGUAGUGUUCCCGACAGUCGCAGUACUUCCACUUGUAAAUCUCACGGUGUCCCAGUCAAGCAUCAUGCCAGAAAGGUCACCAAGAAAGAUUUUGAUAAUUUUGAUUACGUGCUUUGCAUGGAUGAAUCCAAUUUGAGUGAUUUAAAGAGAAUUCAACCUAAUGGAUCGAAAGCCGUGUUAAAGUUAUUUGGAGAAUUCGAUCCUCAGGGUGAGCGUAUCAUUGAAGAUCCUUAUUACGGUGGCAAUGAUGGUUUCGAGCAUAAUUUCAAGCAAGUGUCAAGAGCUAGUGAAGGACUUUUAAAAUCGCUCCAACUCAUCGGUUAAUUCUUUGCAUAUCAUCGAUGCAGAAAAAUUACAAUUUAAUAUAUAAAAUGAGGCGUAUUAUUUUAUUUUUCAUUCCAUUC
Messenger RNA from Mucor mucedo, 615 nucleotides. Its product is annotated as phosphotyrosine protein phosphatase I superfamily. Gene Ontology annotation, cellular component: cytoplasm. Gene Ontology annotation, molecular function: acid phosphatase activity; non-membrane spanning protein tyrosine phosphatase activity. Gene Ontology annotation, biological process: protein dephosphorylation. The coding region runs from base 53 to 535 and encodes 160 amino acids. The transcript is spliced from 5 exons. NCBI's taxonomy places the organism in Eukaryota, Fungi, Mucoromycota, Mucoromycetes, Mucorales, Mucoraceae. The record is from RefSeq and is a predicted model, not a curated record.